GCGAAAACGUUUGUCGUACGUUUGUUGAUUUGUCUGCGCUGGCAUUUAUAUUCAAGGAGUUAACAUUUUUAAGAAUUGUCUUCGUUUAAUAGCAAAAUACAAAAUUAAUCGGUUAAUUUUUUUAUGAUAUUAAACAUCGUUUCAAUUUAUUUAACAUUGAAAUCAAGAUUAUAGCAUUCAUUCAUGGAGGACGUUCGCAGCGGAUGGAAACUUCCGAAUGUUUGCAAGUAUCGAGGAAUAAAACACAUAUAACGACAAUACAUAUAACAAAUAAAUAUAGAUUUUGAACGUGCAACUGCAACUUUAAAGUUUACAAUGUAAACAGAGAAUUUAAGUGAUUUUUUUCAGUAAUUUCAAUCAUUUUCCGUGCGCGUAGUCCAAAUAAAUGUUAAAUUACACAAAGUUUCACGAACAAGAAAACAUAGGCCAGACGCUUUUCAAACAGAAUCAGAUACCAGAUGACAGUGCUUUUCUCAUAUGAUGUUUAACAUGGAAACUAUUUUGUCUAAAAAUAUUUUGACAACAUACAGACGGUAGUCAUUUUAAAAGUGCAUUUACCGAAAGGGCUUAAGCCGCCAUUUUGAUUCGGAUAUCAAGGAAUGUACAUGUUGGAAGAUUAUUCAAAAUAAGAAACAAUCACAUGAACUCGCCCUAGCUAUCGAUCCGAUGUGUAACGUAAUAUUAUAAUUUUUCUGAUGGACAUAUUUAAUUGUGCAUUGCUGAGUCUUCGCUAACUGUAACGAUGACCCCAACUUUUCUGAUGCAAUUAUCAUUCUAUGACUUAUAUCUGAUUUGUUAGAAAAAAGGAAAUCUUGAGUUUAUGAAAAGAGUGCAAAUAGGGAAUUCCUGCAAUAUUUUGGAAUUGACUUCAUAAAUGUAGAUUGGUCAUUUCAAUGACGUACCUCCCAGAAUGCAAGGCCCUACUACCUCCUCUGACUAUUGCGAUACGAUAAACUUUGCUGGCUUGGAUUUCAACGUGAUGGAGGCGACCCUGGCGUCCAUAGAGAGCCAGUCGCUGACACCCCUCGUGAAGGAGGAGCUCAAACUGAGAAUCCAGACGAAGCGUCUGGCGGCUGGCAAGAAAGAGCUGCCUAAGACCGUCUUCAAGGAGCCCGAGAAAUACGAGUUGACGGCGGAGGAGGAGGAGAAGCGGGAACACCGAAGGAAGCUGAACCGCGAGGCCGCCACCAAGUGCCGCCAGAAGAAAAAAACUGCUAAAGAGAGUGUCAACACACAACAAGCCGAACUUGAGUUAAGAAACUUCUCACUCAAAAGGAAGGUUGAAGAUCUCGAGACGGAGAAAAGGAGCAUUAUAACAAAGCUGAAGGACAGUGGCAUCAGACUCCCGCCUGGCUUCUCCUUAUGCUCAUCCGAGAAACCACCUCCCACAGAGAAACUCCAAUGCUCACAUUCCACCGAGCCACCACAGUCCAUCAGCGACCAGCCUUCAACAUCCUCAGGGAUCUACCACAUGGAUCAGGGUCAACAGAUGUCUCGUAGGUUCUCUUGUAAUGACGUUAGACCACCUCCGCCGCCCUAUCCGUACAUUCCCCGGCGUGUCAGCGCCGACGGCUUCCCCUUUUCUGUCUACAUGGAUGUCCAGCCGCCUGCCACCCAUGACUCCGUCUCUACACAUGAUGCUCAUCCUCCAAGUGAUGUCGUAUACACUGCUGCAAACUUCCCAUGCUUUCCCCAGGUGUCUCUCGUGCCACAGGCAAGCGCACAAACACACAGAGAUCCGGUGUACGCCACAGCUGAGGCCAAGGACGGUAGCAGCAGUUUCCACGAGACAUUUAUGCCUUUUGAACAGUACAUCAGUGACAUACCUGUAUGUUCUAACGGGGCCACUACAAUUACAGUGGAUGAAUUUGACUUUCUCGCGGAUGACCAAGACAUGGUCAAGAAACUCUUGGCUGUCAGUGAAGACACAAGUGUUCAUAACGCCUGUGUCACCGGAAUGGAAACGGUGAGCAGUGUGCCCGUGGAAUACUUUGUGCAGUUGGCGGACAUAGGUGAGGAUGAGGCUACAGUUCCCGGAAGCCUGGACGCCUGUGUCAACCCCACAUCUCCAUCAUUUUACUGAAUGACUGGAUCAAGGGUGAAACCCUUCGUUAAGGACUUUUUGCUGAGAUGACUAGAAAUAGGGUUAUUUUUUCCAGAUUUGUUAACUGUGGUUUUUUAGAUUUGUUACAUAAUGACUUUUAAUGACUUUUAUGACACUUAUUUUAAGAUUCACUUAUACGCUUGAAUCAAACACUUGUUUCAAAUGUACAUUUUUUCACCUUUGUUUAAUGCUGUUUAGAAUGGCCAGUGCGCAGAGUUGCUGGUAACUUGUUUGUGGAUACGGUGCCAAUAUAAUGUGUUCAAUUAGAAAUAGUCAAAUAUUUUUGAGACAAUUUUUCUGUCAUUUACUAGUUUGUUAUUUGGAUUAGAUUUGUACCCAUAAGUCUGUUGUUGUGUGUGAAAUGAUGAUCACUUCCUUCUUCUUCAAGUUCAUUUCAUGAAUAUUAGAGCGUUAUAUUAAUUAAAUAAAUUGCAGAAUAAAGGCCAUAGAUUUUUGAAGAUUCAUCUAUAUAUUAUGACUCUCAAACUGUAUGACGACGAUUACCACGCUAGUGUUCAUAUACAAUUUUGUGCUAUAUACCUCACUAUUUAGAAGGAUAUAUUCUAGGGCUUAUAGAAAAGCCUAGUUUGUUGUUUAUGUUGUACAGAAGUUGUUGGGAUGUCCUCAAAGUUUCCAGUGUAUGUUUAUAUCUGUUUUGUACAUCGUUUGAUAUAUCUAAAUGCUGUUGUGUAUGUUAUGUUCUCGUUGUCU
This is a messenger RNA of Mya arenaria, 2815 nucleotides long. RefSeq lists its product as uncharacterized. The record is from RefSeq and is a predicted model, not a curated record. The coding region runs from base 911 to 2083 and encodes 390 amino acids. Gene Ontology annotation, molecular function: RNA polymerase II cis-regulatory region sequence-specific DNA binding; DNA-binding transcription factor activity, RNA polymerase II-specific. The transcript is spliced from 4 exons. Lineage: Eukaryota; Metazoa; Mollusca; Bivalvia; Myida; Myidae. Gene Ontology annotation, biological process: regulation of transcription by RNA polymerase II. Gene Ontology annotation, cellular component: nucleus.